CAAUGUCCAGCUGGACAAAGCCAAAUCCACCGCGCGUCACGCCGAGCCUCCGACGAGCGCAGGCGUCGUCAGCGUUUGACAGCUCAUAAGCUCAGCACAACUCAAAACUCCUCAGCGGCCGCGCAACGCGCACGCCCGCCGAAGCUUUUGGACCUCUCUCACAGCCAGCCAAGCAGGCGCGCCCGUCCAGCAGCCAUGGCUCCGGCACCGAUGCGAGCGGCGCUCCUCGUCGCCACGAGCGUGGCCUUCGCGCCCAAAACCGCGCGCCUGCCCUCCACGACCCGAGCGAGGCCGACGACGGCGCUCCAGAUGAACUUUUUUGACCGGUUUAAGAGAGUGGCCGAGGCGAACAUCAACAAUGUGUUGGGGAAGAUGGAGGACCCGGAAAAAGUACUGAACCAGGCCGUGGAGGACCUCCAGAAGGACCUCGUGACGAUCCGACAGAGCUACGCCGAGGUCAUGGCGACUCAAAAAAGGUGCGCUCGCGGCGUCCCGUCGUGUCGAGACGCCUUCGACGCGACUCGGUGGUCUCUUUUUUUGACGGAAAUGCUCCGCGCAGGCAGCAGCGCCAGAAGGACCAGGCCGACCAGUUGGCGGACGAGUGGUACCGGCGGGCCCAAUUGGCCCUCGAGAAGGGCGACGACGAGCUCGCGAGGGAGGCUCUCUCGCGGAAGCAGCAGCAAGUCGAUGCUAGUACUUCGUUGGACGAACAGAUCGCCAUCCAGAGCGACUCGUUAUCGAAGUUAUAUGAUAGUAUGACGGCGCUCGAGUCGAAGAUCUCCGAAGCGCGGUCCAUGAAGGACCAAUACAUCGCUCGAGCGCGAACGGCGAAGACUGCUACCAAGGUCAAUGACAUGUUAUCUUCGGUAUCAGGUACGACGUCGAUGGACGCCUUCGAGCGCAUGAAGGAGAAGGUCGAGAUGCUCGAGACGCAGGCCGAGGUCUCGGGCCAGUUGCAGUUCGGGGCUGGCACGGCGGACAUGGAGUCGCGCUUCAAGGAGCUGGAGGCUGGCUCGUCGGUGGACGAUGAACUCUCGAAGAUGAAGCGCCAAUUGACCGCUGGUUCGGAUGAACCAGCGAAGCCGGCGGCUCCUGCGGACCCGGCGGUCGAGGACGAGCUCGCCAAACUGAAGGGUGAAAUGAAGGGGGAGUAACUUGUAAAA
Pelagomonas calceolata is the source of this 1163-nucleotide messenger RNA. NCBI's taxonomy places the organism in Eukaryota, Pelagophyceae, Pelagomonadales, Pelagomonadaceae. The record is from the annotation of a GenBank genome assembly.